AUCGAGCGGGCGCUAGGACCCAGCAGAGCAGCACGAUUGGAAGCAGCAACAGCAAUAUUAUGGAAGCGUUUACCUGCGCGCUACUGGAGAUCAACCGUAACCUUUACAGCCAGCCUACAGCGUAUUUUAUCACUACUGUACAUAUGUUUUACUGUUGGUAGCUGUAUUAAGCAAAGUUUAGUCAUUGCAAGAAGCUGCGGUUCAUCUCUCAACUGCUGAUGGAGCACAUCCGACUACCAAAGGUAACCGCGGAUCUGGUUGCAGUGAUCAGCCCUGAUUUCCGCACUGUGAAUCCCGUCUCACUUUUCCUUGAAACGCCAAGAGAUCUGCAGAGUUUAAGUAAAACAUGUUAUAAGAGGGUCGGUUGAAUAAAGGCGUGUGCUUUUACGUGGGCCACGUAGGCAACCAAAGUCCUCUCCACCUCUGUCAACCUUUUUUUUUUUUACAGCAGAUUGAAUGUGUAUGUCAGCAAUUAACACCUCAGGACAGUAGUCUUUAGGGUGUGAUCAGGUCCUCAGCAUGAAGCUUUUUAGAUGUGGUGUUUUUUUUCUAGGUGGAAAGUGUCAAGCUGCUUGACAAAGUGUCCCCCAGGAGAAAUAAGGUGGGCACCUUGUACCUGACAGCCACUCACACCAUCUUUGUAGAGAGCGAGGCUGGGGUGCGCAAUGAAACAUGGGUAAGUAAAACUGUAGUGCACUCACAGACCAGAAAUCACUUUGUUUAGACCCCAGUUAAAGGAAAAGCUUCUUAGCUAUGUGUUCUUCAAAUGCCUUGAAUACCUGAUGUUACCUGAGACGACACAAAAUGUUUACUUUGUCCAUAUUUCUCAAAGCCCUGCAAUGUGUCCCCCAACAAUAUGCAAUAAUUAGCUAUCUUUGUUUGUAUCUCAGGUGCUCCAUAGUUUGGUGUGCGGUGUGGAGAAACAAGGAGCCACAGACUCAGGAUGCCCUCUGCUUGUCCACUGCAAGAAUUUCCAGGUUCUUCAUUUCGUCAUGCCUCGAGAGCAGGAGUGCGCUGAUGUGUUCCUGUCCCUACAGCGUCUGUCCCAGCCAGGUAAUCUGUGUUAUAAUACCAGUCUCAACAUCAAUGCUCAGUCUUUGCUUUUCUAGCUUUGUUGAUUUUUGUGUUAGAUGGAUUGUGUAAACUGGAAAUUACACUAUGAACCUGUAUUAUGACUUGCAGAGAGUUACGAGGAGCUGUACUGUUUCUCAUAUAAACCUAACGUCGAUGAGGAGGAGAGACGUCAGGAAUGGGACUUCUUGGAUCUCAAGGCUGAUUACAGCAGGAUGGGACUCCCAAACUCCCUGUGGAAACUCUCCCCUGUCAACCAACAUUACAAGGUCAGCCGCUCAACCUCUAUGCCUUUUGUACUACCUUAUCCCUCAUUAAGACAUGACAACAGUGUAGUUGAGGUUUGCUUUUUCAUUCUAAGGUGAGUGACACUUACCCCGCUGACUUGUUCGUGCCUGAAUCGGCCUCACCUCCAGUCAUCGUUGGAAGCUCCAAGUUCAGGAGCAGAGGAAGAUUUCCUACUCUGUCCUACUACUCCAAAGACAGUAAUGUAAGUUUAUGAUAUAUUAAGAUGUGAAAUGUAAAAAUAACUUGCAUGCAUUUUUUGGCCCUUUUUGUAACAGAAAUGAUUUAUUUGAGGGGUCAACCAUCCUAUGCAUUAAGCAUCUCUCUUCAAGCUGCUGAGAGAUUUUGUUUCACAAAUGGUACAGACUAAAAAUAAGCUUCAAAUUAAAUCUCUGAAGAACCAUAAAAGUUAAUUUAUAGUCACGCCUCAUAACAAGUUUGAGAUAAUUUUUGUUGUAGAGAAGUAGAAAUGUUGUUGAACUAAAACCAGACUUUCAACUGUGUUGAAGUCUCUGAAUAACUGAUAUGAACAAAGAAACUGCAGAUCAGAUAUAGACACCAGUUCUGUCGUCCUAAGAGCUAAAAGAGUCAAUUUAACAAGCAGAUUAGAUUUACCAAUUUUGUAACAUGUGCACAGCAUUUAGAGGAAACCUGCAAAGUGACAACACUCAGCAUGGAGCGCUCAUGGUCGCCAAAUGCUGUGAGCCUAAAAUGAAAUAAAUGAAUUUCUUUUGUUGGCAUCAGUGUAACUUAAGAGUACUGUUGAUUUGGUAUAACUCACUGAUGGAUUCCAGUUAGUCAGGCAGGCUAAGAGGCUUUAUUUUUAUGAAUGUACAUCUGCAAUAAAACAACCAAGAGACAAGGCGAAACGAGUGUUUGUGAAGAUCUGAAGCAAAGAUUUAAAGUAAAGACAUGUUGUUGUUUUUUCCAUUACAGUUUUUGAGUUCUCCUUCGAAAUGUCCCAUGAGAGUUUCAGAUGAUUGUGUCAUUACAUCAAAGUAUAAAUCGUAACUGUUUCUGAAGCUGAAUCAGGAAAAAGCCAGAACAUUCAUAAUCCCCUCUAUUAAUCCUUGCUUGGACAGUUGGGACUGCUUUAUGUGUUUGGGGUCAGCUUCCCAAGGCUCAGGGUCCAGUGUGUGGAGCUCAGUUCGUACAGAGGGGCUCUACUCUGGUUCAUGGGCCAGAAGGAUCUCUCACAAAGGCCACUUCCCAUGCGGCUACUUGAUUGAGAUAAGAAAAACAGUUUGGAGUAUUUCGAAUAGAGUAUGCAAGGGACAAAAAAGUACAGUGAAAAGUACAGUAUCAAUUGAUUUCCGUGAAUUUAUCACGGUCACUGUGUUGCAACAUGCUGUAGUUCCUUCAAAAUGGUCUCACAAACAAUCAAAUCUUCCCGUAUGAAGCCUGAGUGCCUCUUACCUCCUCCCAGGCUGCCAUCUGCCGCAGCAGCCAGCCCCUGUCAGGUUUCAGCGCCCGCUGCCUGGAGGAUGAACAGAUGCUGGAGGCCAUCUUGAGGUCCAAUCCCCGCAGCGACUUCAUGUAUGUGGUGGACACCAGGCCUAAGGUGAGCCCUCUGUGCCUCGGCAAAAAGACCAGUGUUACAGUACACUGCUGUAUGUUCAGGUGGGCUUUGUUUUCUAAACUGCUCUUUGCCAGCUGGAUGUGCUCAAAGCAAAAACCUCAACAACAUCCUCCCUGUUUGCUUGUUAGAGACAUGAUCAACACAUGGUCCUGAUGUUUUUGUAAAGCAGUUUUACUCUUCAAAAAGUGUCUCAUGGAAAUUAAUUCAUUUUCUUUCCAGCUAAACGCAAUCGCAAACCGAGCUGCAGGAAAAGGCUACGAAAACGAAGACAACUAUUCCAACAUUAAAUUCCAAUUCAUCGGCAUUGAGAACAUCCAUGUAAUGAGAAACAGCCAACAGAAAAUGCUGGAAGGUAAUUAACAUGUCUGGCUGAAUAAGUCCCUCUACCGCUCAAGAUUUACUGUAAAAUCAGCAGCACAUUCAUCACCAUGACAGAAAUGUUUCACCACACAAGUGUUUGUGGAAGGGAAUGCAUCUUUUCUGUUAAUGUCUGUUUAAAGUCGCUGGUUACUAGAGCAGAGCGAGACCCCGCGCUACCCCUGUGGCUUUCAUUUGCACUCAUGCAGACCGGACUAUGCUGCAAUCAGGCCUCAAAUGAGCCCACUGGAGAAUUUCUGAGUAUUGUGCAGGGGUGCUCCUCGAAGACUUUCAAUCCAUCUGGAUUUUAUUUCUGAGCUAUUUUGGUUUCCUGGUGCGGACAAUCCAGGACCUUAUCCCCCAAAGAGAGGCUGAGGGCGUGAGAAUGAUGGGAUUUCGAGUCUGAAAAGUUAUAGCUGUUCUUAGUUGUGAUAACUCUUUGCCCCUCUGGCAGCACAAGGGAAGUCUUUAAAUACUGGAGACAGUGCCUGCCCUUCAGAGCCUGUCUGACUCUACCCACCCCAUAGUACACUUGAAUAAGAUUUUGAAGACCCCCUGCCUGGCAGCAUCAGCUCAAACAUUUGUUACAGCACAAGUCUGCUCUGCUUAGAGUUCUGAGAGGUCGAAUGAACCCGUUCACCUGCUUACUCUACCUUCAGCAGCCACAGAAGUAAAACUCUGACAAAGCAAUGGUGAAAAGAGUUUGCCACCUACGACAAACUCUUUUAGUGCAUCGAGAGGGCAAAUGCUUUCAUACAGUAAAAGGAAAAUAUGCUGAAAUUAUAGACAUUCAUAUGAUAGAUUAGCUUGUGCAUAGGAGCUGUCAGCUUUGGACAAACUGGCUUAUACUCUCUCUGCCCCUGAGUGAACUUGAAAAUAUUUAUGUUGAACUCUGAAGAUGGAAAAAUAAAUUUGAGAUGCUUUUUUUUUUUAAACAAAUAAACUCAGAGCAGGAAGCCUCAUCCUACACAAAUGGGUAUGUUUUAUUUUCUGUCUGAUUUGUGUCAGUGGUACUGGCCGUGGCAGGAUAUUUAACAAUACAAACUAAAUACAAGGCUUUUGAUCACAGCCAUACUAGUAAUUCACAGAGACCACAAGUUGUGUCCAGUGGUCAAAUAAGGAAAGAUGCUUAUUUAAGCAUUCUAACGUAUCCAAAUUUUCUUAAUGUUUAACAAGUUAAGCACAUUAGAAUUCUUACAUUUACCAAUGACAACCUAAGUACAGCUUAUGAAGACAAAAGAUAUUAUUGUGUGUGUGUCAGAGAUUCGCUCCUCAGAGAUAUUUCACAGGAAAAGUUUAGAUAUGAACCUGCUAAGGGCACCGGAGAAAAGUGAGAGCAUCUUUAUCAUCAUUGAGAUUCAUCCUCUGGAGAUCAUCAAUAUCUUUUCAAGCUUUAAUGGAAAUUUGUGCAAUAUUUUAUGAGCGAUGUCAAAAGUGUACAGAGAGACAGACAGACUGAUGCUGACAUCCCUGGAGCAAAAACUCCAAAUGUCGACCAAAUCCAUCACAAAAGAGAGACAAAGGAAAUCUGUAAUGAAAAAGAGUUGACAGUGUAGCCCAGAUUUUCUCAUACCACUCUCAGAUUUGUGGAUGUAGUUAUCAGGUAUGCUUUGUUUCCUGUCAGUGAGACAGCUGUGUUGUGGUUGCAGUGUGUGAGCUGCGCUCCCCCUCCAUGUCUGACUUCCUGGAAGGUCUGGAGAACUCAGGCUGGCUGAAGCACAUCAAAGCUGUUUUGGAUGCAGGCAUCUUCAUCGCCAAGGUCAGUCUGGAGGUUAAUCCCCGCUGUCUGCCCCUCCACUGCUCUCAAUAUUAGCUUAGGUGUGUGUGUGUGCAUAUGUGUGAUCCUGUGUGUGUAUAUUUUGUAUGUAUUGUGUGUUGACUGUCACUUGCAAGAACUCAGUUACUGCAGUACUCAUCAUACAUAAGUGUACAGUAUCCAAAUACUAAAGGAUCCUCAUCACCGAGUUAAGGAAACAUGAUUAGAGACCAUGUCUGUCAACUCAAUUGACACAGUGUGUGAUCAGCCAAAUUGUUUGAGAGAAUCAUACUUAACAAAUGCAAAUCAUGAAUGAUUAAAGUACCUUAAGAUAACACAGUAUUACACAUAUCUAGUUAUUAUGUUAUGAUUGACAUUUUUACGAUUGACAGAUUUUACUCCUUCAUAAAUUAAAUUGAUUGUGUCUGACAUAAACAUAACAGGAAAGUGAUCACACAAGCACUGAAUAAAGUGUAACUCAAAGCUUUUAUAAUGAAAAACCUUUAUUACAGAAAAACCCUUAUCAGCAGGAUUUACCAGGUUUUAGAAUCUGAAAUGUGUCUUUUUCUCUUGGUUGAUUAAAGGUUAAAAAAAAACAAAGAAACAAAUAAUUAUUCAAAUGCUUACACACGAUAAUACCCAUUCUCCCACUUUUCAAUGUGUUGAUAUUACAUAUCAUAUUUUGUGGUUGACCAAUUACAGUUCUUAAAGCUACAGCAGAUAAUGAGAGAGUAGGUACACUGAUGGCUGAUGGAGAAUACUAGUACCUUAGCGCUGUUCGAGCCUGAGUGAAUGUUUGAAUAAAAUAAAUCAGAUGGAAAAAUACUUGGCCCGGUAAAAUAUUGUCACAAGGGACUUCUUAAUUUCUGUCCUGUCAAAAAAAAUUAGAAAUAUAAAUUAAAUAUUAUAACUAAAAGAAAAGAAAAAAAGUUCAGUUCAAGUCAACACUCCAAGCACAUCAAAUAUUAUACUGUCAUCUUAGCCAUUAACGUGUUGUAGAGGACUAUUAAAUGAAUUGGUAAAUAGAAAAAAUAAAUAAAUAAAAAACCAAUAUGUUGAGUUAUGUUAGGUUUCAAAGCAUGGUUGGUAUUAAUGUCAGAAGAAUCAGAAGAAUUACUAUACCAUAUUAUUAUAUAUAUCAUAACAGAGCUGACACUCAACACUGGCUUAUCUUGACUUGAUUUGCUUUCUUUGGAGAUUAAACAAAAAAAGUCUUCUUGAGAUCAGCCUGUGAAGGCAGAUUAUGUCCCAGUGUCAUCGAUCAGCCUGCUUUAUCAGCAGGUCUAUCUGUCAUAAAUGUUUGUUUUUUUCACUCUUACUUGGCCGUGCUGUCACCUGUCACACCUCUUGGACUUUGUAUUUGUGUGUGUUUGGUUUGUGUUUGAAGGCUGUUGCAGAGGAGGGUGUUAGUGUCCUGGUCCACUGUUCAGACGGCUGGGACCGUACUGCCCAGGUGUGCUCUGUGGCCUGUGUGCUGCUGGAUCCUUACUACAGGACCCUCAAAGGAUUCAUGGUAAAUUCUUUACCUUUUCACAAUACCUCUAUAUGCCAGAGUAACUUUUAGGUAUUGGUAUAGAUUUCACAUCCCUCUCUGCUACACUCUAGUCAUAAGCAAGAAACUGUGUAACUCUACAUGAGAGUCAUCUAAAGAGGGCUGUUGGGCUUGUGUCUUUGAUCAGAAGGAUUUUCAGGAGGCUCUGUCAAAAUCCUCCAAGAGCCACUGUGGAAUACAACUAUAAUAGAAGUCUGCCCUGAAAGCCAGAGGAAGAAUGACCCCACACAGAGGGUGAAGGGGUUCAGUCACUCUGCAGAGACUGUGUAGAAAUGUUUGAGCUCUCUAUGUCUUAGCACCUGAUUUUUCUCUACUGUCCUCCUAGGUUCUCAUUGAGAAAGACUGGGUCUCAUUCGGACACAAGUUCUCUCACAGGCAGGUUUGACUUUUAAACACACUGUCAUUGCAUUCAUGGGCUUGUUGUUUUGUUUUGUUUUAAACUAACUGCCCUUUCCUAUCUCUAGGUGCAACCACUUGGUGGGAGACCCUAAAGAGGCAUCUCCCAUCGUAGAUCAGUUCCUGGAGUGCGUGUGGCAGCUAAUGGAGCAGUUCCCUUGUGCCUUUGAGUUCAAUGAGAGGUUCCUCAUCACCAUUCACAGCCACAUCUACUCCUGCCAGUUCGGCAACUUCAUUGGCAACAACCAGCGGGAGAAGACAGAGCUGCGGUGAGAUUUACACCUGCAGCAGCCAUCACUUUCUUUUUCCUUUCACUGCACAGACAUCUGGUUAGAGCCGCUGUGCUGAGAGAAGACUGGCUACUGCAGUGACGCAACAGCGAGUAGUAGUAAAUUACAUCACAGGCCUUAUUCAAAUAUAAUGACUCUGUUCAAGAUACACAAAAGAUGCUCAACAGUGUUCUUUUUUCUUUUACCAGAAGACUGUUUGUCAUUUGAUCAUCCCUGUGUGUUUUCCCCACUGUUGUUUGACCUCUAUACAGACUGCUUGAAAGGACUCACUCUUUGUGGAGUUAUCUGUGGAUGAACCGAGCCGACUACAUCAACCCUCUGUACCGAGAGGACCACAGCCAGACACAGGGACUACUUCGGCCAUCUACUGCCCCCUACUGCUUUAAGUCAGUCCCAACAGACAGUAACAAUACAUGAAGUCCAAGCUGAAAACCAGCAUUUCCUGUUACAUGGAUGUCAAUGAUAACAAGUCUGCCAUAUCACUGUAGUCAGAUUAGGAAGAACAGCAGUAUGGGAUGUUUUUUCUGUGGAGUUGAGUGUCUUUUGCUUCACACAGGUUUUGGAGAGGGCUGUACAACCGUUUUGAUCGAGGGAUGCAUCCUCGGCAGUCUGUUGAAGAUUAUCUGCGUGCAAUCCAAGAGGAGACAGAGCAGUUGGAGGAGCAGCUGUCUUCACACAAACAGGUAGGAUAAGGAUUUGCAUUCGUACUUCCUUUGAUGUAUCCUUAAAGAAAUAUCUGUGGUGCUUUUACGAGCAAUGGGGGAUAAAUUACGUCUGUAUUGCAUUACAUUAUUGAUAGAAAAUCACUCAACUGACGAAGGAGCAGGGGUGGAAGAGUGAUGCACAGAAAAUCACCAGCUUUGAUGAUAGCCCAACAGCGUGGGUCGGUGGAAACCCCCUUGAUCUGGUAAACACCCCUCAGGAUUACAUUGGGGGCCUCAUCGACAGCAGCCCCUUCCAGCUGAAACCAUCUGACGACAGCCUGGUACUCCAAAAGCCCGACGACUUGACCCAGACAUCUGAAUUCAACCUCUCCAAUGGCAGCGACCAGGAGUCAGGGAUUGCGGACUUGAGCUGUCGCUCUCCUCUCAGCGAGGACAGUACCAGGGAUCCAGAUUCUGACGAGGCUGCCAACUCAGCCGCUUGAGCAUAUGUAGCAUUUGAUUAUCAAGCUAUCAACAGGGCCACUGAACAAACACUGCCUUUGAAAUCAAGUAACCCAGCUGUGGGCUAAGUUAGGUUACCAGUUAUUUUGCACUUUUGUUUGCAUGUGGGGUGAUGGACUCUGCCUGUUUUUAUGUAUAUUCUGGUUAAUAUCUGUGUACUGUAACUGAUCAUAUUUGGCUUGUUUCCUCUAUGAGAGAACUGCGAUUGUCAUGUCAUGUCUUAGGGUCUUUUUGUCCAUGUGCUUGGGUUUUUUUUUGUUUUUUUUUGCCAAAGUGGUCACGUUUUGUGUUUAUAUCACUAAGUCUUUAAAUGAAAAGACUUUACAAAUAAGUGCAGAAAGUAGUCAGCUGUACUUUCCAGCUUGACCUGUGAGUUAGAGAAGAGUUUCUUUUUUGUUUGCAUUGAUAUAAAAAACUGUCAUUUUAUAAUUAAAGAACUAAGGAUAGAAUUCAACAGUGGAAACAAUCAUAUGAUGAAAUGUGUGAUAUAUUUUAUGCUAAUGGGUUUACAAAGUAUGCUGUCAACAUAAGCUUUCAUGGGCAUUUCAAAUGACUCAAGCUUUGUAGCGUUUUUUUCUGAGGAGUUACCUCCUUUAGUCCUCCUCCUUGAAUUUCUGAGUUGAUUUUGUCCAAAGCCUGAUUCAUUACUGUCACAUCUCAUAGUUCCUAACCAGGAUGUAUCCUGUUAACACCAAAUGUAGCUCAAAUCACAACGUAGCUGUGUUUUGCAUCCCAUAUUGCAUGUCAUGUCUUCAUCCAAACAAAACUUACCAAAAGAGCGUGACUGCCUCAUGGUGUCAGAAGAGCACAGAGUAAGAAACCUGCUGAGCACUGAACAGCAAACUAGAGCAUGUGAAUAGUGACAUUCUGCCUCUAUAGGCUGCAAUCAGUUUACCAACAAUCCGAGUAUUGUGCCAUCUCAAUCAAAAAAUACACAUUUUAACUGCUGACUUGCAUGUGUUGACCUCUAAUACUGCAAAUGAACAAAGCAGAAAUUAUCAAGCAAAGCAUGAUAGACUAUUUUUUUACAAUGGCAUAUUUUUGACUACUUCAAUUUUUCUCCGUUGCAUGUUUUUAUUUGUAUCAGAAAGUCUUAUUUAUCUUAUUCAGCAGUAAGAACUUCUGACCCUGUUUGAGAGAAAUUUAUAUCCUGAUUUAUUCUUUUACAGAGGAAUGAAGAGCUGAAAAUGUUGGAUGGAUCAAAAAACAAAGCUAUAUCUCUCUAUAUCUUUGUCAAUUAAAAUAAAGACACAGUUGUCAACAGUAUUGCUCUAACUA
Xyrichtys novacula (pearly razorfish) is the source of this 9730-nucleotide messenger RNA. Lineage: Eukaryota; Metazoa; Chordata; Actinopteri; Labriformes; Labridae. The record is from the annotation of a GenBank genome assembly.